Messenger RNA from Erinaceus europaeus (western European hedgehog), 977 nucleotides. It is a transcript of the gene FDX1, whose product is annotated as ferredoxin 1. The transcript is spliced from 4 exons. The coding region runs from base 144 to 728 and encodes 194 amino acids. Gene Ontology annotation, molecular function: 2 iron, 2 sulfur cluster binding. NCBI's taxonomy places the organism in Eukaryota, Metazoa, Chordata, Mammalia, Eulipotyphla, Erinaceidae. Gene Ontology annotation, biological process: P450-containing electron transport chain; positive regulation of oxidoreductase activity. Gene Ontology annotation, cellular component: mitochondrion. The record is from RefSeq and is a predicted model, not a curated record.
GGAAGGCGCUCGGAACAGGCCCCGCGACCUCAGGCCCACGCGCGCCCCGCCGCGGCCCCCGGGAGUCGCGAGCCGGCGCAGGUCCGCCCACACCCGCAGAGUCUCGCGGCUGCGUCGCGUCGGGUAGUUAGCGAGCGCGGGCCAUGGCCGCCGCGGGGGGCGCUCGGCUCCUGCGCGCCGCUUCCGCCGCUCGGAGUGGCGCGGCCCGGGGGUGGCAGCUGCUCGGCGGGCCUCGCGCGGGGGCCACCGGCCUCGCGGGGAUCCGGGGACCUGCGGGGAACGCGGGGCCGGGCCUGGGCGGCGGCGGCGGCACAAAAACAACCCGGACGCUGAGCUUGUCGGCGCGGGCGCGGAGCAGCUCAGAAGAUAAAAUAACAGUCCACUUUGUAAACCGUGAUGGUGAAACACUAACAGCCAAAGGAAAAGUUGGUGACUCCCUGCUAGAUGUUGUGGUAGAAAAUAAUCUGGACAUCGAUGGUUUUGGUGCAUGUGAAGGAACCCUGGCUUGUUCUACCUGUCACCUCAUCUUUGAAAAGCAUAUAUUUGAGAAGUUGGAAGCAAUCACUGAUGAAGAAAAUGACAUGCUUGACCUGGCAUAUGGACUAACAGAUAGAUCCAGGUUGGGCUGCCAAAUCUGUCUAACAAAGAGUAUGGACAAUAUGACAGUUCGAGUACCUGAGGCCGUGGCCGAUGCCAGACAAUCCAUUGAUAUGGGCAAGAACUCCUAAGCUAGAAUAAAUAGAAAUAUUUUACAUGAAAAUGUACCUAUUUUUGUAAUUAUUAUUUCUUAAUGUAAUUAAAUGAAAACCUGGCUGAAUGGCUUAUUAUGAUGACUACCUUUACUACUUUAAUUUACCUUGUAUUACUACUUAGUUCUGUAGUUCUGAAAGCAUGUAAUCUUCACUUUUUUGGUUACAUUAUAAAAAUCAUGUUAAAUGUUAGAGCAUAGUUACUAUAAUAAAAGCUUACAUAUUUUA